This is a messenger RNA of Penicillium longicatenatum, 1812 nucleotides long. Its product is annotated as Cupredoxin. The transcript is spliced from 2 exons. Gene Ontology annotation, molecular function: oxidoreductase activity; protein binding; copper ion binding. Lineage: Eukaryota; Fungi; Ascomycota; Eurotiomycetes; Eurotiales; Aspergillaceae. The coding region runs from base 1 to 1812 and encodes 603 amino acids. The record is from RefSeq and is a predicted model, not a curated record.
AUGAACUUGAUAUCAUUAUAUUUUUGGGGGCUUAUUGUCGGUUUUGCUGUCGCAAUUCCUCAAAGUCCUCCGACUCCUACCAAUGCUUCAACAACAGCGGCAAAUUCCACCAGUACUUCAUGCGAAGCAAAAAGUGAUAGGGCUUCAUGGUGUAACUAUACUAUCAACACCGACUAUGAAGAGACUGCACCUUACACCGGGAUGACCCGAGAGUAUUGGCUCACUAUCAAUAACACCAAGCUCAGCCCAGAUGGGUACCCUCGAGACGUCAUGACUGCAAACGGUACAAUUCCUGGACCCACACUCUUUGCAGAUUGGGGUGACGAGGUAGUUGUCCAUGUGACAAACAACCUAACGGAUAUAAUCAAUGGGACGAGCCUUCAUUUUCACGGCAUUCGUCAGAAUUUCACCAAUCCCAAUGAUGGCGUGAGCUCGCUCACUCAAUGCCCUAUUGCUCCUAAGUCCUCCAUGACCUAUCGCUGGCGAGCUGUUCAGUAUGGGACCUCCUGGUACCAUUCUCACUAUGGGCUCCAAGCCUGGGAAGGCGUCUUUGGUGGCAUAGUUAUACGCGGACCCGCCAGUGCAAACUACGAUGAAGACAGAGGGAUGAUGUUCCUUAACGACUGGACACAUCGACCUGUUGAUCAGCUAUUUGAUAUUGAACGAACAAAUGGGACUGCCAACCCUGACAAUGACUUAAUAAAUGGCACGAAUAUCUAUCCAGUCACUAAUGACACUUCAGUAGGGAAACGAUUUGAGCUUAGCGUAACCCAGGGAACCUCCUAUCGGCUUCGGCUUGUCAAUUCCGCAAUCAACAAAAACUAUUUGUUCCAAAUUGAUAAUCAUAACUUGACUGUCAUUUCGAUGGACCUUGUGCCAAUCAAGCCAUAUAACACAUCCUGGAUCUAUCUAACAAUGGGCCAGCGAUACGACGUCAUACUUCACGCAGAUCAGGCCUCAGUGGCUGAAGAGUUUUGGAUACGACUGAAUACCAGCUCACUCGCUCAGGACUCGAAUGCUCGUUCAUCUCUAGGCAUUCUCUACUAUGGCGAUAUACCAGCAACACCAAGAGAUCCAAAGACUAAAGAGACCCCUACCAUCAAAGCCGUUGAUAUAGAUGAGCCCUUGGAUAGUUUAAUACCUGUCGUUGCGAAAAAUGUUCCACCUCCCAUUAGUUCCUCUUGGAACAGGUCUCUGACUACAGACCUAUUACAGAGUAAUGAUACCGCUUCUUACAGUUGGUAUUUGAACCGCUCGACGAUGCAUGCCAAUUGGACAAAUCCCACUCUAUUACAACUUUACAACCAGCAUGUCUUUAAUGACACCAUUGGCCCUUACAUCGAUACUACAAGCAAUGGAAGCACUUUCAUCCAAAGCGCUACUAAUUUAAUCGAUAUUCCCACGAAGAAUACAUGGGUUUACGUCAACAUCAUCAGUGCUUCAGGCACAGCCGGCCAAGAAGCCCAUCCUAUUCAUCUGCAUGGUCAUGACUUUUAUAUCCUUGCACAAGGAACCGGCACAUUUAAUGGUGUAACGAAGACCAUCAACCCACCUCGACGCGAUACAGCAUUGCUGUAUGACUAUGGAUACUUGAUUAUUGCUUUCAAGACUGACAAUCCGGGUGUGUGGUUGAUGCAUUGCCAUAUUGGCUGGCACACCGAAGAAGGAUUUGCACUGCAGUUUUUGGAAAGGAAAGAUGAGAUUGCAGAUCUGAUUGAUUUCAAUACUUUGAACCAGACUUGUCAAGCAUGGUCAGAUUAUACUUUGGAGACUAACAGCGGCAAUAUGGGAAUGAAUAUCUCUAAUGUUUGA